Melampsora larici-populina 98AG31 is the source of this 492-nucleotide messenger RNA. RefSeq lists its product as uncharacterized. The record is from RefSeq and is a predicted model, not a curated record. Lineage: Eukaryota; Fungi; Basidiomycota; Pucciniomycetes; Pucciniales; Melampsoraceae. The transcript is spliced from 4 exons. Bases 1 to 492 code for a protein of 163 amino acids.
AUGCCUCCAAAAACUGGAGAAUCUAUAAAGAAAGAUGAUCAACCCCUGGAACAAAAAAAGGCCACCCCAGAUCCUGAGGAACUGGAAGCUUAUCAGGAGUAUUUAGCUUCCAAAGAAGAAAACACACCUGCCAGUCCAGAUCCUGAGGAACUGGAAGCCUAUCAGGCGUACUUAGAUUCCCAAGUGCAAGACGUGCCAGAAAGACGCUUCUGUAGCGCUGAACCUGAGGAGGUGGAGGCAGUCAUUGACUACCUCAAGUCCGAGAUGGGUCCUUCGUUGGACGAGCACAUAUCUGAAAGCGGCAGCUAUGACUCUGUUAAAAACCCAGAAGGACGUCUCUUCUAUACCCUUGGUGAUUACUGCAGGGGCGAUGUGCCUGAGGAUAGAUUGCGGGAAAGAUUGCUCUGGGUUCAGGAGGAAAGGAAGAGAAUCCGCGAAAGAAUGCGCAGGGUUGAGAAGGAAAGGGAUCCUGAGGGAACUGAAGCGCAAUGA